CCAUCAAAAGAUUUCAUUAUUACUGUGUGACAAAUCAGGUCGGCACACACCAAGACGCAUGUUGAAAGCCCAGUACUCAUGCUGGUGCGCACACGGUGCGACACAGGUCAUUUUGCCCCUGCUUAUUCAAACCAGUUGAAUUUCAUGCAACAUGAUCCGGGGACAACAUUUUGCCUCCGCAAAAGCGACGAUGUCACACGCGGAACAUGUCCCCGCAUCGUGUCCCUUAGUGGGCGCCAGCCUUUCACCUGACAUCUCGAGACAAAGUUAUGACCAUGUGCGACUUUUGACAGUCUGAAAAAUAUUGACAUUUUGUAUUCAUUGUUGGCAGAAAAUUUACAUAUAACUAAUUUCCGUGUGAUUUGUACGCACACGGUCAUGGCAAAUCUAAGUCUCUACUAUCAUAUAGUGUAUCUUAUCGGAAUUAUUUUCUUUUCGUUACCAUUGAGAAUUUCAGGAAACAUUCAGCCACCGGCUGGCGUCACUAUCAAAGCCAUAAACGGUUCAGAUUUUGUCAUUAUAUCAUGGAAUUAUCAGGCAGACGUUACAUUAUACAGAAUAUUCUUCAGAAGCUUCAAAUCCACGCCUGGGAACUCGAGUAUCUCGCCACAUGAAGUUGGCCCCAUGUCCGUCCACUGCCUACCAGAUAACAGUACGUGUAGCUAUUGUGUAUCAAAUAUCAACAGAAGAGUUUCAUGCAACAAACUCAACAGCAAAUAUCAGGCUCCACUGCUACAAAGUGAACUGGGCUUUGAGCAACUUGUAAGUGUCAAAGUUGAACCUUGUAGCGACUACUUUCCGGACACUUGCGAGAGUCAAAGUAGGUGGAAGAAUUACACCAUACCGCCAGGAGUGCCCAGUCCAGUGAGAAAUGUAAGCGGUCGGCCAUUAUCAUCCAAAACAGCGGAGGUCACGUGGUUGCCGCCCAAUCAGACGCGAGGAACAAUUGUGCUGUACUCUGUGUUCUACAAAAUAGCUAAUAGUAGACAAAGAGGCCAAGUAUUUAGGUAUGGCCCAAGAGGAAUUCUCACAGGUUUGACUGCAAACACAAAGUACAAGAUUUGGAUGACAGCGUCAACGGCUGACAAGGAAGGAGAAAGAUCUAAUGUCAUCACAGUUCAAACAUAUGAGGAUGAGUGUGUUUCCGGGCCCUGUCAACACGAUAGUAAAUGCCACGUGGAUGGAACCUCUUACAAGUGUGAAUGCUCAGAGGCCUGGGAAGGAAGAACCUGCAGCAAUCCUAAAGGGUUUGCCGCCAAGAAAAGGAAAUGUGUCAAGGCGGAAGGAAAGAACAAGCCGUCACUUCACGUUAAUGUCACUCUGGAAUCUUGUGCUGCGAAGUGUAGAGAAAGCUCAAGCUGUAAAUCGUUGGAGUAUGGACUUGGUUAUAGCAGCGGUGGUAGAUUUGUAAAUACUCUUUAUAAACAAGGUCUUGGUCAGUGCAAGCUUCGAGCUGUGGACGCGACAACAAACGAGCUGAGGUCUUGUUACUAUGACUACUACGAGAAGAAACCUCCUGUGUCUGCGGGUUCGCGAGGACAUUUAUCAAAUAUGGCGCUAUUCACAGUGUUGGUUCUUGUGACUCUCAUACAAUGGUAGACGCCGCAAAUUUUAAACUGGUCUAUAUUAUAAAAUGAUUGUAGGGAUCAUUUUUAAAGACAACAUGAAAUAUUUUUAUUCUUUUAUGCUCAGAUUUAUGUUGCAGACUGAGCACUUGGGGUCGUUUAAGAAAAAAAUAUCCCAGAAGGGAUUAUUGAACUCUUUCGCUGGUUACGAAAGACACUAUAUGAAGAAUCAAAGCAAAAGGAAAUAUUGCUCUUUUGUCAGAUUAGGUCAUAUGUUAUCUUAUGUCAGCUUUACUGUAAAAAGUACUUGGAUCGGCUAUUGAAUUUUGUAGAUUGAGUUGUAUACAUGUAAAUUUUUACGCUUUGACGCGGUAAAGACAUUUGUUUAUUCUGCAUUUGAGAUAAAUGUAAAAUAUUUGCUACUUAAAAUAAAUUAUUCAAUGGGAGAAGAUGGAAGUGGAUGAAUGCUUUCUUAAAACCAAACUCAGUAAACACAUAAAGAAGCUACGUCACUGCUUGUGCAUCUCGAUAAGUUUUGCCUAAUUUGUUCAAGCAUAGGUCAACUAUGGUUCAAGUUAUUCGUCGUUUGUAAUUUAUGUCAAUCGUCUCCACCCUUUUUCCUUUAUGGUGUAUUGUUUCCUCUUUGGUGUUUUUCUAUCUUAGUAAACAAUUAUUUUCAGGUUCCUUCGAUUUUAAGGUAAUUUUGUACGUGGCCAAAAUAACUCAAAAUACUGUGACUGACUCACACGAUCACAGAUUUCGCUCUUAUUUUUAUCACAUCACCUCCCUCUUGGAGAUCUGGGCACUACUGUCUUGCACACUGCAGGCACGGAGGCUUGGUAACACAGCUAAUUAUUUCGUCGAGGCUCAUAAAUUGAGAAUGAUCGGCUACAAUGGCACAUAUCUCGGACACCUUCCGUGUCGCCAAUUAUCUCUAACUAUGGAGUAUACCCGAGUACGUGGGCACUUAAGAUUCAGUGCUUUCUCAAGUAGGGAAUGGGGCAGAAAACAAGAAAUUCCCUGAUCAUUUGGGAUUCCCCCGAUAUACGGAAAUUAAGUCCUUGGGAUUAACGGUUGCAAACCAAAGUAAAAAGAAAAGCAAAAACUGAACAUUACCAGAAUUUAACACGCUACCCCAAAGAAACUGGAAUUAAAAUAUGGUGAAAACACCAGAGAUAAUUUCAAAAUAGUCUUAAUUUAAAACA
Molecule: messenger RNA, 2770 nt
Organism: Orbicella faveolata
Lineage: Eukaryota; Metazoa; Cnidaria; Anthozoa; Scleractinia; Merulinidae
Molecular function (GO): protein binding
Source: RefSeq, a predicted model, not a curated record